UCAGGCUCCGUUGCGUGACACCUAGCAGUGGCUCAGCACAGGUGUCUGUACAGUACCAGCACUAGUAGCUGUCAAGGCAGUUUAGAUGGGAAGUGAGAUAGAAGAUGAAUUCAGCUGAAAUCACUGAUGAUGAUGAAGUAAAAAUUCCUAAAAAAAAUGUUGUGAAAGUAGAAACAGAAAACGAAGAUGAAGCUCUAGACUGCUCGGUAACAUCCAGAUCUGCUGAGAAACACUCACUGGAUGGCGCAGUUACUUGCCUACAGGAUUCCAACAAACGGAAACAGACCUCACUUGGUUGUGAUGGUUCAGGGAGCCAGCAAGAUGUCUUGCCCAGUGUGAAGAAAAGACGCUUUACACAAGAGGGCCCCCUUUCAAACAUGAAGAACAGAGAUACUGGCUCACCCACUCAGGUAAAUGCAGAGCAGCCAAACAAGAACAAGAAUCCGAACGUAACGUGGCUCUGUGAAGAAGAAUCCUUCAGUGACAUAACCACUCCAUCUUAUAAGAAACCUCUCUAUGGCAUCUCACACAAAAUCACGGAGAAGAAGAACCCACCAGGAGCAGAGCAGUUUGCUUCUUACGAGUUGUUUGAAAAGAUCAACCCCAGCAGUCCCUCGCAUCUUCGGACUUUGAACGACCAACGCAAAAGGGACUCGGCUGCAGCCAUUGCCGUAACAGCGGCCACCGCAGAUUCAGACCCAAAUAUUUAUUCUUUGAUACAGAAAAUGUUUUACACGCUUAACACCCUCAAUACCAAUAUGACUCAGCUUCACAGUAAAGUUGACCUGUUGUCUCUGGAGGUUAGCAGAAUUAAAAAGCAAGUCAGUCCAGCAGAGUCCGUUGCAGACUUCAAGCCUCCCCCGGAGUACCAGCUGACUUCUGCGGAGCUCAAACAAAUCAUGGAUCAAAGCACGUCAGGCGGAGACCUUGCUUGCCGGCUGCUAGUGCAGCUCUUCCCAGAGCUCUUCAGCGACGAUGAGUUCAGCAGAAGCUGCAGUGCAUGCGGCUUUCUUAACAAAAGGAAACUUGAAUCUCUUCAUCUGCAGCUUAUCCGUAACUAUGUGGAAGUUUGCUAUCCUUCUGUGAAGAAUACAGCUGUGUGGCAGGUGGAGUGUUUGCCUCAAGUCAAUGAUUUUUUCAAUAGAUUUUGGGCUCAAAGGGAAAUGGAAAACAGUCAGCAGAAUGUGCAGUCGUCCAGUUUUUAUGAGACUGAGCAGGUCGAAUCCUCUCAUUUUAUGGAGGAUAAAGAGCAGGAGGAAGCUUUGUCCUUGGACAGGAGUAACGCCAUUGCCUCAGAUUACAUGCUGGAUGCUCAGGAUCUCAAUGAAUUUUUAGAUGAAGCUUCUUCUCCAGGGGAAUUUUCUGUUUUUUUGUUACACAGAUUGUUUCCGGAACUCUUCGACCACAGAAAAUUAGCUGAAAGGUACAGCUGCUUCGGAGACUCUGGAAAACAAUUGCUGGAUCCUCAUCGGCUUCAAAUAAUCCGUAGGUACACUGAAAUUUACUUUCCAGACGUGCAAGAAGAAGAAGCCUGGUUGCAGCAGUGUGUUCAGCGAAUAAACGAUGAGCUUGAAAAUACGUAUAUGGAUGGAAGUGAAUGUGAUCAGAUGAGAGACGACUGUUACGAUUCUUCUAGUUUACCAGAUGAUGUAUCAAUCAUAAAAGUGGAAGACAGUUUUGAAUAUGAAAAACCUGGCAGACGCUCAAAAAAAAUUUGGCUUGUACCCAUAGACUUUGACAAACUUGACUUCCCCCCUCCCGAUUUUGAUGUCCCUGUCCCGGAUUACCUGUUGAACAAAGAACAGAUUAAAAGCAUAUAUGAAAGCAGUCUUUCCAUAGGCAACUUUGCCUCUCGAUUGCUUGUUCUCUUAUUUCCUGAACUGUUUACUCAUGAAAACUUACGGAAGCAAUACAACUGUAGUGGAUCUUUAGGCAAGAAACAGCUCGACCCCACUAGAAUUAAAUUAAUUCGACAUUAUGUGCAGAUACUGUACCCCAGAGCGAAGAAUGACAGAGUGUGGACAUUGGAGUUUGUUGGGAAGCUUGACGAGAGGUGUCGACGAAGAGACACGGAGCAAAGGCGCACGUACCAACAGCAACGGAAAAUCCACGUGCCAGGGCCCGACAGGAGGGAAUUUCUCAGCUAUGCAAUAAACCCCGAGAGGUUUCGAGAAGAAUUCGAAGGGCCGCCGCUGCCACCAGAAAGAAGCAGCAAGGAUUUUUGCAAGAUACCACUCGAUGAACUCGUUGUUCCUAAUCCAGACUUCCCUGUGCCUUCUCUGUAUUUGCUGUCUGAUAAGGAGGUAAGAGAGAUAGUGCAGCAGAGCCUGUCGGUCGGCAACUUUGCUGCCAGACUUCUCAAUCUCAGACUGCAAUACAACCAUUCAGGUGCUUGUAACAAAAAACAGCUCGAUCCUAUCAGACUGAGACUAAUCCGUCAUUACGUGGAGGCGGUUUACCCUGUGGAGAAAAUGGAAGAAGUAUGGCAUUAUGAAUGUAUACCGAGCAUUGAUGAAAGAUGCCGGCGUCCUAACAGAAAAAAGUGUGAUAUACUGAAAAAAGCAAAGAAAGCAAAAAAGUGACAGGCUCUUUAAAUUCCUAAGACUUUGACCACUAAGUUAUUGUCAGGAUUAUGCUUUGGUUUAGACUGAGGGGCCUGUCGGGAGCUGAGGGUGCUCAGCAUCUAGGACAGUCAGGCGUUUUAAUGUGCGUGUUGCAUCUGUGUGGGCACCGAAGCAGUGGGAAGUGGCGUACUACAUUUGCACAUGGGUAAAGACCGUAAGUCAUCGGUGAUAGAGCUAUCAAUGACUCGCUGAGAGCAUGAUUUUCACUGGUGCAAAUACAUGUAUUGAAACUGUAUUACUCCACUCCCUAUUUCUGCAUCUUCCUCUUUUAUCACUUUCUAAUAAUCAAGAAUUUUUUUUUUAAAUCGUUGUGCUCUUCAGGGGCAGUUUUUCAUUAUACCCUUAUAAGCAGUCUUCUUAGUUAAUUCGGAGUUUGAAAUUUAAACUUAAUUUAAAUUUGAAAGUGCCAUGUUCAUUGGAAAUCAUUGGAAUAUUAGACUUUGCUUCUACAGUAAUUGCAGCUUCACGUUUGUUUUGUUCUUGAUGAUACUGAGAUACUGAAAAUAAUAAUACUGUGUCAAAGAAUGGGUCAGAAUGGUGUCAUUUGCAUUUUUGACUGUUACCCAGGUUUUAUUUCUAAAACCAAGAAUUAACUGUUGAAGAAUUGAGACGUGAGCAUAGACACAAUGUGAAUGGUGGUUUUUUUUUAAUUUUGAUAUCACAAGCUUGAUCCUGCCCCUUUGAGUUCUUUUUGUUUUGUCCAGUGUCACUGCUGGCGUGACUGAGGAUGGCUCGUCUGAAUAAAGCCAGCAGAACAGACCCAAACCUAUACCCAUGCAAUGUCUUGCCAUCGCCUGCUUGCCACUCUAUUUGUAAAAUAAUAAAGACAACAACAACAAGACCCGAAACAAGAACUUAGAAAAAUUUUAGACCUUACUUUCUAUCAAAAUCAUGAUUCCAAAGGUUUCCAGUAUUCAUUUUGAAUCGCAUAUAUAAAAAGUACGUGCAAAGAUUGGUUUUGUGAUGGAAUUCAGUGUUUCAGGGUCCCCGUGUAUGAGCUGUGGUAAUGUAACUUAUUCUUUGCGUGAAUGCAGCACCAGCUGGAUAUUUUGGGUGUAGGGAUAUUGAAUUCUCUCACUUUGCCAAAUUGAUUUAGUGUAAUUAGUAGCUAUUUGGAGGCAUAACUGUGUAUGUAUAACUUAGGUUCAUACGGUCAAGUUUGCAUCAUCAUGAUGUUCAAGUCUAACAAAAACCACCCAGAACCCAAUGUGAAUUUGCUGUAUGACUUGUCACUGGAGAGUGCUGCUUUAAAACUAGUUUUCCUCUUUUUUUUUUCUUUUUCUUUUUUUCUUUUAACACCGAUAGAAGUGGUGAGAGGGAGUCAGACUUGGAUUUUUAGGACAGUAAAGACAGUGAUCACUUAUUGACCAUCGCUGGAACAUCUUGGAGCAAUUGUCGAUGUUCUCUGUGGUCCUUUUUUGUUGUUUACUUAGAUGGAUCAUAGUAUCAAAUUUUAAGUCAGUUCCAGUGUAAUUUUCUAUUUUAGCAUUUGUAAGAAAGUACAAAAUACUUGAUAUUUUUACUUCAGAUUUUUAGAAUUUAUUGUUCUUAGAGUCAUAUUGAUCCCUUUCUUUUAAAAGCAAAACAAAACAUUUUUUCCUAAUGGCAAGAACUCAUAAAAGUAUUAUGUUAAACUGGGAGUAAAUCAUAAUAGAUCGUAGCAUUUGCUCAUUUUCCCCAUAUGCUAGCAACAUCCUCAAAGAAUGUAUGAAGAACGUUGUGAAUAUACUAAACAAUACACUGAUACUGUUUAUAUCCAUUUAAAUGUUUCCUGUUGGUUUAAAUAAUAGCAGACCAUGCACAAAAUGGAUAUCAGAGCAAAUAUGGCUAUAAUAAAAUGAAAACAUUUUACCAAAGAUAAAGAACUGAUGCCACAAUGUCUGCAUCUCAUCUUUCAUUUUAGUGCAUAAACUUAGCAAAUUGAAUGUAUCCGAAUCCAAGACUUUCUCUUGUAAUUGUAUGCUACCUAGCACCUCUGUGAAAUUUUUUACAUGCACUUUUAUGGGAGAUAUAAAAUGACAGAAAUUAUUAACAGCUGCUUAAUUUGUUGUUGCGAAUGGCUGGCCAGAAGGUAAGAAAUAUAAUUAUAUUUUCUUAUCUUAAUGUUGUACACAUUUCACCACUUAGUGAUGUCGAAGCUCCCAGAAGAAUUCAAUAUAUAUUAAACUUUUCUACAAUUGACAGAUGUUACUAGCUAGCAUGCAAAUUUGAGGCGUACUGGCUUUUACUGUAGAUGCUGACAUUAGGUCAAAAAAUCAGUCCAUAUUAUCUACUAAGUAGUGAAAAAACAAUUUUCACCUUUUAAAAUUACAUUUUGGAAAGUGGGUAUAGAAAGAUUUUCAUUGUUUUUUUCCUCUUAACUUCUGUCUAAUUGCUGUGUACAUUCCUUUUAUCUCACUCUUCACAACCCUUUCACGAUUCGUUUGUUUGAUUGUAUGCUUUAUAACUGAUAUCAAGAAAAUACAGACAUAUGAAGAGUGACAUAGUUCACUAGUGAAAGCUCUUGCAGUGCAUGUGAAGUACAGCCACUUCAUCCAGUUGGUCAGUCUUGUAAAUAAAUUAAAGGUAUAUUAUUUUCAUACAAGAGGAAUGUUGUCUGGUGAUUGCUUGAGUACGAGCAAGAUUUUUUUUCCUUUAAGGUCUGUUACUAAGAUCUGAGAUAACCUUAGCUAGUCAGACAAUGCAUAAAUGAAAAUACCCUGGUUUGCUGCAGCCAUUUAAAAAGAUUUUUCUGUCCUUCAGACUUUUUUUGUUUAAAAGAAUGAACUUGUCAUUUUGAAAGUGAGGCUAUGAUAGGAAGAUUGCUAGAUAUUGAAGCAUUUGGAACAUACAUAGCCAUGCACACACUGACUUCCUGUAGAUGAACGUGCCUUUCUACCUACGAGGUCAGUAAACCCUGUUAAGGUGACUAUCAAGUGUCUCUACUUCUUACAGUUUAAAUAUAUCAGCUUUGGGUAAGCAUUGAAUAGCCCACUUUUAACAGCUUUCUAAAAGAAAUAGUGUAAUACAUCAUAACUCUCUAUUUUUGUGUCUCACCCGUUUUCUACAAAUUAAAAACUUACUUAGAAGCUCUGUAAAAGACGUAAAACAGCACAUCAAAAGGGAAAUCGAGUUUAUUGCCUGUUAACUGCAUUCAGCUGACAGAAUCAACAAGUUUGCAAAUGAGAAAAAUCUUUACUUGAAGUCAACCACUUUGUUAUGCGUUAGCAUUGCAGCCACCAAAGUGUUUCAUGUUCUAGGAAAUGUUUGUGACUGGUUUUUCUUAUCUUCAAAAUGCAUAUAAUUUAUUUCUAGAUACAUGUUUUUUAAAUCUGCCAUUUGUCUCUUUUCAAUUAUUGUUUGAUAUUUAUAUUAUGUUAUAGCAGUGAGAAACAGAGAAUUGUGUGCUCAACGCUCUACAAAGGCACACCAGGUCUAAUUUCAUGCUGGAAGGGGCUAACAUGAAUUCCACAGCCCCAAGAAGCACAAAAUAACAUGCAGGUUUUAUGCAUAAUUUAUUUUUAUUCAGAUUUUGUUUCACUGAUUAAAGGGAUGUGAAACAGCUGGAAAAUUCAAUGUCUUAAGCUCGCCUGUAUUGAGGAUGGGGCGUAAAUUGACAAGUGUUCUUACUUAGAAUGCACAUUUUAGUUGAUUGCACUUAAAAUCUGUGGGAGAACAAGUGUGGUUCAUAGGUUCAUGCCUAUGAUUUUUCUGAGUAAAUCAAACUCCAUCACUGCCAUUGCCAAAAUUUCUUCGCUUCCGCGGUUUGACUUUCCGAUUUUUUCCAUUGUUACUGCAACUCAGUUGGCACCAACGUAGUUACGGGUUUUUUCUCAGAACAUGCUGAAAACAUCUGUUUAAAUGUGCUUGAAGUUGUUUAAAAUGAAUAACUGAAGUGGUGGUUUAGUUCCUUCUCUUAAUUCUCUCUUACGAUUGUCUUUGCUAAGAUAGAUAAACGAAUGGGGAUUUCUUUCUUUUUCUAUCUUCAUUCUUUCGUACCUACUUUUUUGUCCUAGUAAAUAUUAAGAUAGAUAAAUUUCUAGCAGUAACAGUGCUUUCAAAAUCCUCAUUUUACCCCCUCCAUUAUAAAAGUCAUUCAUCUACACUUCUCACUGGUAGCGAUAGUUUUAAUUUCUUACAGAAAUUUCUUACAGAAUACAUAAUAUUCAUCAUUAUCUUUGUCACAGCUCAUAUAAAUCCUGUUUUGAGAGGUCAUCUGUCCUGCAGCAGAGCACUGGCUGGAGGAGCUGCCCUGGGUUGGCCAGUCCCAGUGCUGGAAGCAGAUGACUCCUAACAAAAUCAAAACUCCAUCAUAUUCACAACAUUUUCCUUAUACCUCAUCUGAUUGGCUGGAGAUUAGCCCCUACGCUGUAUUAUUUUUAUCCAGCGUAUUCCUUUUAAUUUUUGUCAUUUUCUAGUUAGUGGCCAUAAAAGCCUGUGACAUGGACAGACCACCCGCUUACUCCAUUUCCUGAUCUGUUCCAUGAUGGGGCUUUGGUCCCCACCGAGCAUCUUUCUUUCAUUAGCAAUUCAGAAGAAGAACUUUGAUUCUCACAGGAAGGGAAGAGCUGUAAUAGAAGGGAAAUAAAGCUGUUCUG
Messenger RNA from Pygoscelis adeliae (Adelie penguin), 7201 nucleotides. It is a transcript of the gene BEND3, whose product is annotated as BEN domain containing 3. Gene Ontology annotation, biological process: rDNA heterochromatin formation. The record is from RefSeq and is a predicted model, not a curated record. Gene Ontology annotation, molecular function: DNA binding. The transcript has 5 exons. Lineage: Eukaryota; Metazoa; Chordata; Aves; Sphenisciformes; Spheniscidae. The coding region runs from base 105 to 2582 and encodes 825 amino acids. Gene Ontology annotation, cellular component: heterochromatin.